Messenger RNA from Hibiscus syriacus, 366 nucleotides. Its product is annotated as cyclin-dependent kinases regulatory subunit 1-like. The transcript is spliced from 4 exons. The record is from RefSeq and is a predicted model, not a curated record. Gene Ontology annotation, biological process: regulation of mitotic cell cycle. Gene Ontology annotation, molecular function: ubiquitin binding; histone binding; cyclin-dependent protein serine/threonine kinase activator activity. NCBI's taxonomy places the organism in Eukaryota, Viridiplantae, Streptophyta, Magnoliopsida, Malvales, Malvaceae. The coding region runs from base 80 to 346 and encodes 88 amino acids. Gene Ontology annotation, cellular component: cyclin-dependent protein kinase holoenzyme complex; SCF ubiquitin ligase complex.
UUUUAUAUUAAUAUAAUAAUCCCACUUAGUUCUCUACCUUUGAUCUUCCUUUCACUGUCCUUCCAAGCGAAACCGAAAAAUGGGGCAGAUUCAAUACUCAGAGAAGUACUUCGAUGAUACUUAUGAGUACAGGCAUGUCGUUCUUCCUCCUGAAGUGGCCAAACUUCUUCCCAAGAAUCGCCUCCUCUCUGAAAACGAAUGGCGAGCUAUUGGUGUACAGCAGAGUCGAGGUUGGGUCCAUUAUGCAAUUCAUCGCCCUGAACCACACAUCAUGCUCUUCAGGAGGCCUCUCAAUUAUCAGCAGCAACAGGAGAAUCAGUCCCAGCAGAGCAUUCUUGCUAAGUAAUUAUAUAAGCAUUUAGUAUU